ACAGAACACCCGUGUUAUAAAGACUGUCGUUGCCCCGCCAAUACGCAAGGGUAAACAAGUUACAUUCAUUCAUGCUUUAUCCACAGUGGUCACAAGAUGUUCGAUACUUUUUCUUCUACCGAACAUUCACCGUUCUUUACACAUGGACAUGGUUGAUGGUCGAUAUCGUGCACAACACGGAUCCACGCUACUUGUCUUAUCUUACCAACUGGUCACAGAUAAAUAUGGUCGCCUAUUUCACAUCGUCGUUUGUAUUGCUGGUCGCUCACGUGACACGGAAGAAAACUACGUCACGCCCUACGUCACCCCAGAAUGAUUUAGAACAGAACCAAGUCGAUAUGGCUACUGUGGGCGGUGUAGAGGCCUCUAUCAACUUUGAUGGCAGCCCAAAUCAUCGUCUUCGGUUUUAUCACGUCAUAGUGUGGGUUCUUCUUAAUACUUACGUCACAAUCGCUUUCGGGGUGACGCUUAUUUACUGGGUUGGUGCGUCUCAGAAUUUAGUCGGUGGCACAACAUCUAUUAUCAGCGUCAAUCUGCACGUGCAUGCAAUAAAUAGUGUCCUGGCGUGCAUGGAACUCAUAUCAACAUGUCUACCUAUUCGUAUAAUGCAUUUUUAUCAACCCGUGCUUUUCGGUGUCGCCUACACUAUAACGAAUUUGUCUCUCCAUUGGUCUGACACUAUCUCAGACGUGUAUAGUAUUCUAGACUGGGAAAAUAACUCAGCAAACGCAAUAGCGUUUACUAUUGGUAUUUUAGUAGUUGCUAUACCAUUGCUACACUUUAUUUCGUAUUGUUUUUACCGCAUUCGACUCAUGUUAUUUUUGUAUUUUGUAAAACGUAAACCCAGUUUAGAAAUACCAUCUAACGCAGUUUAGUUUCUGCAAGAAAUGUAAUAUAUUCGCGUGGGAAAGACGGGACACCUUUAGCACAUAAUAUUUAAAUAGUCUAUUGGUGUUUUUAACAGUUA
This is a messenger RNA of Ciona intestinalis (vase tunicate), 967 nucleotides long. The record is from RefSeq and is a predicted model, not a curated record. NCBI's taxonomy places the organism in Eukaryota, Metazoa, Chordata, Ascidiacea, Phlebobranchia, Cionidae.